Messenger RNA from Lingula anatina, 2410 nucleotides. RefSeq lists its product as uncharacterized. Lineage: Eukaryota; Metazoa; Brachiopoda; Lingulata; Lingulida; Lingulidae. The record is from RefSeq and is a predicted model, not a curated record.
GCGAGCUUGCCUCAACUGCCUCGUGGUCGAGGUGGAGGCCAUGGACGUGUUCAGUACUGGGAACAUUUUAAUCAUGUAAUCAUGUUUUAUUCGGCACUGAGAUAUGUCUACCGAAGUUGUAGUCGACACAGUUUUGUUGGUAGAAUAACUCAGUGUUUGGCACAACCCUCACAAUGCCAUCAAUCGCUGCGAUUUACAUGUGCCGUCUCUCAACUCCGAAGGCGAAGCCCUCACAAGAUAUGGGGUUGGACGAUGGGGAGACUUACUACUGGGACAGAGCUGUCAUACUCUACAAAAAAACUAACGGAAAAUGAAUAUAACGUCAUCAUCAUCAGACGCAACCAAGAUCAUUUGGAAAGAGAGGCGAAGGAGUACCUUUUGCAAGAUGGAAGGAGCGAAGCGGAGAUUAUUAGUGAUUACGAGAACGAAGCUCGUGAAGCUGAAAAGGACCUUGGCGGACUUCUACCGUAUAUAUAUGCUGUUAGUCUUAAAUGUUUGAGGGAUUCGCCAACAUAUCAAAACACUCAUCUUCUACAAGAUGACAGGUUAUCAUCAGCCCUGCUGACCAUCCUCGACAAAGGUUUGAUGGAGGAAAGUUUUCCACGUCAGUUAAUCGGAUUGUUGUUAGUUGGGGUUUUAAUUCAGCCAUCUCCAGAAAUCCUUCAGUUUUAUAAGGAACUGGAGAGACACAUGUCACAGGUAUGGUCCGAAUGGCAUGUUAAGAUUAGGAUAGAUGCCUGCCACCGAUGGUUACGUCUGUCUGUACUACACAAGCAGAAUUACCUUGAAGAGCAGAUAAGGAUUUUCUUGAAGCACUUGAUGAGUGAGGCAGAGCUAGAGAGGAAAGAACUUGGAGGCAAAGAAAUUCACUGGCUUGUUAGUGUUCUAAAAUCUGCAACACACUAUUCUUGUGAACUGGGAGGAAAAUGGGUGGAUGAAAAUGAUGUAAGACAUUUUUUACAGGAGCUGAAAUUCGACAGUGAAUUCUCUGAGCCGAGAGAAGUGUACAGGUAUGUCAGCCUCUGUAAAAAUGUUGAAUAUUUGGUGCCCUCUGACAUUUUAUGGAAGGGGUUGGAGAUUCUGCUUUGUGAUGGAACUGAAGAAUACAAGAUACGUGCAUUUCUGUGCAUUAAGUGGAUGUUGGGCUUAGCCCAAAAGCAGAAGUUGAAUAAAGGUUUCAUGGAUGUACAAUAUGUUACAGAACUUGCUGAGAUAUUUAAGAAGCACGCAUCUUUGUUGCCAUUGAGACAGCAAAUUGGUAUUACAUGGGAAUUUAGUGUAAUGAAUUAUUCUGAUCAUGAAAUGCUGUUGAAAGUUGCUGAGAACUUUGUGGCUAAUGCACAAGAUAUCGAUGGGGACGGUGGUCAUAGUUUAGUUCAUGCUUACCUACUAAUGGAUUGCAAUACAGAUAUUGCUUUUUUAAAAAAAGUGGUUGAUUUAGUGCAAAACCAAGGGAGAAAUAUUCCCCCUUUCAAAUUGCUUUCCAUUUCUUGUGAUUUGAUGUGCCAUCAUGGCUAUUAUGAACUCUUCAGUGGAAUACUUGAUAGUUGUUUCCAGUCUGGUCUGAUGAAGGAGGAAUCAUUAAAUGUCAUGAAGCCAAAAGGGAAUGCAUGUAUAAGGAUUGUGGAGUUGUGUGGAAGGUUAGAAAUAGAGCAAAUUGACAAGUAUGUUAAGAAGAUUCCACCAAGCCUUUACAAAGCAGAUGGUAUUCAAUACUUUGCAGAGAAAUUGAAAAAUAUAUGUCAGCAUUCCUCAAAGAAGGCUGUUUUAGAGGCUGUACAGACGAUUCUUGGUGGUCCCCACAUGGCAAGAGUCACGCCAGUACUUCCCAUAUAUCGUCCUAUUGUGGAGUUCUGUUUGAAUGAAUUAAAUGAGCCUGUAGACAUGAAGCUGGUGCCCAGGGUCUUUGAUGAAAAUGGAUUCCUCAAAAUGGAAAACAUGUCUGCCUUGCCAGAAAGAUGGAGAAGAAUAGCAGUGUGGAUUCUUCAUGAUGAAGAUUUUUUUAUCAACAAGCCAGUGUUAACUGGUGAAGCAAAGGCUGACAAAAAAUUCCUAUAUCAAGCAGGAUACACAGAGGUUCUCAAGGUGCCUUUUAGUAUGGUGAAAGGGAAAUCUGCAAGUUUGCACAAGUUUUUGAAGGAGGAAUUGAAAAAAAUCCCUCACAUAAGAAACUACACAGACCUAAGCUGUCAUAUUAUAAUGAAGAGUUACUUUUACGGUCUUUUUUCAUCUUCUUAAGUUUGAGGUCAAUCGGUGCAUUUCCAUGGGAGAAGUAGCCAUUUGGUGCCAAAACUGAAAACUCUCUUACACCUAUUUUGGAACUAGAGAAAAUGCUAGAGAUGUCUUGUUUAUUGCAUUUUGUAGAGCUUGUCAAGUGCAACACUGGAAGUGGUGUCAGUUUUUAUGUACA